Messenger RNA from Symbiodinium necroappetens, 1041 nucleotides. The record is from the annotation of a GenBank genome assembly. NCBI's taxonomy places the organism in Eukaryota, Dinophyceae, Suessiales, Symbiodiniaceae.
GUCUUCAGCUUCGAAGGGGGCAAGACGAUCACGGCCACCCUCGAGGCAAACCCCUCCCACUUGGAGACCGUGAACACAGUCACGCUCGGCCGUGCUCGGGCAAAGCAGUACUACUUAGGCAACACGGAGGAGUCACGAACUCGAGUUCUUCCCAUCCUCUUCCAUGGCGAUGCGUCCUUCGCCGGUCAGGGCGUCGUCUAUGAGACCAUGCAGCUGGCCCACGUGCAGGAGUUUGACGUGGGUGGCACCAUCCACGUGAUCAUCAACAACCAGGUGGGCUUCACCACGGAUCCUGUGGAUGACCGGUCCACCUUGUACACCUCUGACCUUGGCAAGAGCUUCAAUCUUCCCAUCUUGCAUGUAAACGGUGAUGACCCUGUGGCAGUCACCAGUGCAUUCGAGCUCGCCGCCGAGUGGAGACAGACCUGGCAAACAGAUGUCAUCGUCGAUGUUGUUUGCUACCGCCGCUUCGGCCACAACGAGACGGAUGCGCCAGAGUAUACGCAGCCGGUGCUGUACAAGCAGAUCAACAAGCAUCCGCGAACCGAAGCGGUGUAUGCCAAAAGCUUGGUAGACAGCGGCGCCGCUACUCCACAGGAGCUCGAAGCAAUGAAGUCGUCGAUCUGGAAAGAGCACGAAGCCGCCUUCAAGGAAGCUGACAGCUUCAAGCCCAGUGAGGAAGCCGAAUGGGUUGCCACCAAGUGGGAGGGCUUCGUCCGUCCCACUGACAUGUCCAACUCUCAUCCGACCGGGGUGGACGUUGAGCUGCUGAGGAAAAUUGGAGAGAGGCUUUGCUACACUCCAGAUGGCUUCAAGGUUCACAAUGGCCUCAAGCGUCAGUUGAAGAAGAAGAUGGAGGACUUGGAAGGAGGCGAGACAAUCGAUUGGGCCACGGCUGAGGCAUUAGCCUUCGGCAGCCUCCUUUUGGAGGGCAACCAUGUGCGAAUGAAGGGUCUUUGUGAGACUGGGCCAAUCGUCAAAGAGAGCAAGAGUGAGCCACCGGUCGAUGUCUGUCCGCGUUGCUUUCGCCCUUCGAAGUGA